Molecule: messenger RNA, 1186 nt
Organism: Bombyx mori (domestic silkworm)
Lineage: Eukaryota; Metazoa; Arthropoda; Insecta; Lepidoptera; Bombycidae
Gene: Mlc-c
Product: nonmuscle myosin essential light chain
Exons: 4
Coding region: 297-758 (153 amino acids)
Cellular component (GO): myosin II complex
Molecular function (GO): calcium ion binding; myosin heavy chain binding
Source: RefSeq, a predicted model, not a curated record
GGCUGGAUAUUCAGAGGAUCAAUUGGCAGGUGGGUCACUAUUUGCACUCCGCAAUUAGUUUAAAUGAAUAGUGAAAAACGAGAAACAGAGGUGGUGAACCGUGCUUUGUGUAAGUGUCAGUGUAGAACAGCAACCGCGGAGGGCGUGGUUCCGUGACUCACGUCAAUCAACAUCCUUACAAAAACCGGCGGUCGCUGCAAGCGCCCUACUUACCUUAUAAGGUUUUGUGUUUAACAGCUAGCAGGUGUUCACUGAGGUAACCUUCGCUACGGCAGUAUAGUUUCGCGCGUCGCAACAUGUUCAUGUACGAGGCACCUUCUAAACUUAAACUCACAUCAGUUGAUGAAUUUCAAGAAGCCUUCCAGCUCUUCGAUUCUCGUGGAGAUGGAAAGAUACAUGUCGCUCAGAUCGGAGAUGCGUUAAGAGCUUUAGGACAAAAUCCUACAGAGUCAGAUGUGAAAAAAUGUACUCUUCAUCUUAAACCUGAUGAAAGGAUAUCUUUUGAGGUGUUUCUGCCAAUUUACCAGGCCAUAUCGAAAGCACGCAGUGGCGACACUGCUAAUGACUUUAUUGAGGGUCUGCGCCAUUUUGACAAAGAUGGCAAUGGGUUCAUCUCUUCUGCGGAACUGCGACACCUGCUCUCUACUCUCGGAGAGAAGCUCAGUGAUGAUGAGGUAGAGCAACUCCUGCAGGGACAAGAAGACUCUCAGGGAAAUAUCAACUAUGAGAACUUUGUUCACCUCAUCAUGCAGGGCUGAGUUCUAGGUCAUCAUCUGCUGCAGCACUUUUAUCUGUAAACUAACCAAGUCUGUAACCAUACAGUUAGAGCCAUAAUGGGACACUGUUAACAAAAAUUUAUUAAAAUAUACUUAAACAUUCUUAUUUGGCUACAUAAAUGUAAACUUAUAGUGAACAAAUAUAAGUAAGUGAUAGUAGAAUAUUAAGAAUAUCUCAGAAAAUUGUAGGCGCUGUGUGAACCACAACUAAACUUGUAUGCAUUUAUCAAUUAGGUGUAGGUUAUGUGAAUCAUUCUUGAAUGUUAUUCCAUUAGUUUAGUGCUGCAAUGGCAGUGUGAAUCCCAAAAUAAGCCUUUUUAUUGUUUAAGAUUUUAUGAUAAAAUUAUAAUCUAUUUAUAAUUGUAUAAAGACAAAAAGCAAAACGUAAUAAUUAAAUAUACUACACAGCA